Notechis scutatus (mainland tiger snake) is the source of this 3657-nucleotide messenger RNA. It is a transcript of the gene TAPT1, whose product is annotated as transmembrane anterior posterior transformation 1. Lineage: Eukaryota; Metazoa; Chordata; Lepidosauria; Squamata; Elapidae. Gene Ontology annotation, biological process: positive regulation of cilium assembly. The record is from RefSeq and is a predicted model, not a curated record. Gene Ontology annotation, cellular component: ciliary basal body; endoplasmic reticulum membrane.
UGCUUCCCUCCACCGCCGGGAGCCGCCGCCGUCGUGCGCGCGAAGAUGGCGGGCCUGGCCGAGGCGGCCCCGGGUGGCGGGGAUGGCGGCGGCGGGGCAGGACCCCGCCGGGGCUCCCCGCCGGAACCCUUGCCACUACUGCUGCAGGCGGAAGGCGGGCAGCCGCGGCAGAGCAGCUUAUCCAGCGGCGGCGAUAGGCAGUCUCCGCCUCGCACCGAAACGCUGGGCUUCUACGAGAGCGACAGACACCGCAAGCAGCAGCAGCAGCCGUGCCGCGCGCCCUCUGAUCUUUCUCUACUGAGGUUUAUCAAUGCAGAGCUAACAAGAGGUUACUUCCUUGAACACAAUGAAGCCAAGUACACAGAACGGAGAGAGAGAGUGUAUACAUGCAUGCGAAUACCAAGAGAAUUGGAAAAGUUGAUGAUUUUUGGAAUCUUUUUGUGCCUGGAUGCUUUCCUUUACAUAUUCACCCUCCUCCCAUUAAGAGUUUUUCUGGCAAUGUUCAGGUUCAUCACAUUGCCUUGUAGUAGCUUGCGCUAUCACCUAAGGAUGGGCCUAAGGAUGAGCGAUAGACGCCUGCUGCAGCCAGCCCAGGUGUGUGAUAUUUUCAAAGGUGUAAUACUUGUAAUUUGCUACUUCAUGAUGCACUAUGUUGAUUAUUCCAUGAUGUACCAUCUGAUAAGAGGACAGUCUGUAAUUAAACUCUACAUCAUCUAUAAUAUGCUUGAGGUAGCUGAUCGUUUAUUUUCAUCUUUUGGACAAGAUAUCUUGGAUGCUCUCUAUUGGACUGCAACAGAACCAAAAGAAAGGAAAAGGGCACACAUAGGGGUCAUUCCCCAUUUCUUCAUGGCAGUGCUGUAUGUCUUCUUGCAUGCUAUCCUUAUUAUGGUCCAAGCAACAACACUCAAUGUAGCCUUCAACUCCCACAAUAAAUCACUUCUUACUAUCAUGAUGUCUAACAAUUUUGUGGAAAUAAAAGGAAGUGUUUUCAAGAAAUUUGAGAAGAACAAUUUAUUUCAGAUGUCAAACAGUGAUAUCAAAGAGAGAUUCACCAAUUAUGUGCUGUUACUGAUAGUUUGCCUAAGAAAUAUGGAACAAUUUUCAUGGAAUCCAGAUCAUCUGUGGGUAUUAUUCCCUGAUGUCUGUAUGGUGAUUGCAUCAGAGGUUGCUGUUGAUAUUGUGAAACAUGCUUUCAUAACCAAAUUCAAUGACAUUACAGCUGAUGUUUACAGUGAAUACAAAGCCAGCCUUGCCUUUGACUUUGUUAGCAGUCGACAGAAAAAUGCAUAUACAGAUUACAGCGACUCUGUUUCCAGGCGAAUGGGCUUUAUUCCACUCCCACUGGCUGUUUUACUCAUUAGAGUUGUUACAAGUUCUGUAAAAGUCCAAGGGGUCUUGUCCUAUUCCUGUGUUAUUCUUUUCUGUUGUGGUUUAAUAUCACUUAAGGUACUCAACAGCAUUGUAUUGCUGGGAAAGUCCUGCCACUAUGUCAAAGAAGCAAACAUGGAAGAGAAGUUGUUCAACCCACCUCCUUCCAGCACCCCAGGAAAAUCUGUUGGCAAACAGAGCAAGUACAAGUCUCCUCAAGGACUUUCCACUGAGGAAGGCUUCUCUGCUUCAGUGACCAGUCAGCCUGUGCACCCAAAGGAAAAUAUAGCUCCCCAACUGGUGACAAGUCCCUCUGACCAGUUUCUGACCACUCCUGACGGAGAUGAGAAAGACGUAUGCCAAGACAACGCAGAAUCCAAAUUCAGAUCUACAAAGAAAGAUUUGUUGGAGAUAGACAGGUUUACCAUUUGUGGAAAUCGAAUUGACUAGCAGACUGUGAGUGAGAGACUGAGUAGUUGGAACAGGAAGAGCUGUCAGUGACAGACAGAUGCCAAAUAGGCAUACCAAUAUUUAUUUAAAACUUAAAUUAUUAAACAGCAAAUCUAUUGACGGGGGGUAAGUUGGCUUAAAAAUGGAUCAAGCAUCAGCUUUGUAACUUUGGUAUUUUGAAAAAUGAAAUGAGUAUUUUUUUUUUUUUUAAAAAGAAACCAGAGCUGCAGGGUCACUUUUCUGAAAAGUGACCUACCUCUAAAUUACCCUUUUCCUUAUAUGAAUCUGUGCUUCAUUGACACUUUGUUUUGCCAGGCCAUAGAGAAUUUUGAAAAAUUCUCGAGAAGCACCUCUCUCCCCCUUGCUUUCAUGAGCAGAUCUCUCCCUCAAUUAAAAAAUACUACUGUCCCAAAUCUUAAGCUUUUAAAUCAAAAAUUAAUCAUAACAAGGAAAAAGUUGAAAGUUUGAAGAAACAAGAAGUCAGGAACGUAUCCCUUUGCUCUUCAGCAUUUUAAGUAUCAAUGUAGAAAUCAGUAUGCUUCAGUUCCAGCUGCCAGCCUAUUCACUGCAAGAAUUUUCUUUGUGUUAUAUGUCAAACAACUGAAGAGUAUUUCUUUUUUUGCUUUGGCUGGAAAAGCUGCAUGUCAUCAAACAACAGACUGAAAUAGAUUUUCCUGAAAAUUAGCUUUAUGAAAUGCUUGGUUUUGAAAUACGAAGCAGCUUCACUUGAUGUGUAUAGAGGAGUGCAUAGAAGAUUAAGACAAGAAUUAUGGUUCUUUUUAGCUCAACAUACUUAAGAGCAAAUGUAUACUCAAGGUGCUCCUUUCUUCUCUAUCCUCAAUGCCUAAGAAACACAAUGCAAUAUCAAGUGUCUUUUUUUUUUAAAUAUAAAGCUAAAUUUUGUGUGUUGAAUAAUAAGCAAAUCUUUGGCAAUUUACUUCUUAGCUCUUGCAGAGUGGCCAAAACAAAUAUUUUAAAAUGCUAAUGUUUGAAGUCCAGAAUACUUUUAUUAUUUCCCCAAAGUUGAGAAGAUGACUACGUGGGAAUGGUAUCCUGACAAGCAGAUUUCAAGAAAGAAGGCAGUAUGGAUAGUCAGGUGUUUCUAAUAAUUUUCUCCCCAUGCUGCCAACCUCCUUUGAUCAGCUUCUCAAUUUAAGAGAACAUUGUGGGAGAAAUGUAAAGCUUGAAGUUGAAGUUUACAAGAGAUUAAUUUCAUAGAUGUGCUGCUUCUGGCAAAUUUGAUUCAUUAAAAUUCAAUUCAGAACAUUUUUUAAAUCUUAUAAUUUGAUUUUAUUUAAAUGUAGCUGAAAGGAAGCUUAGAAUGAUCUUUUCCUUGUAAAAUAAUUAUGUAUGGAUUUUAUAAGUGCAUCUUGUGUGUCAAAAUAAAAAACUCAAUUUUGUAGCUUUUGUUUACAAAAGAAAACAGCAACUAUAUAUAUUCAAGACUCCCAGCUUUUUUGCUAGAAGAAAUUUAAAGGAUGUGGAAGCUAAUCCAACCAUCCUCAAGUAUUCUAUGCACACAUAAGAGAGACAAUUUUUCCAGCAGGAGCCCUAAAGAUUGAUGGGCUGCUCAUGUUUGUGUGGAAAAUGCUGUUGGCAGGUUCAUAUAUCUGUGACUACAAAGAGUAUCUGUAUGUCAUUGUGCUGUUGGAACUUUAUAUUUCUUGGCUGAAAUCCUGACUAAAGCCCUUUUGGUUUUAUCUUUUGCUAAAAUUCCAUUGGCAUCAGCCUAUGUUGAGAAAAUAAGCUGUUUUUACCAUUUCAUAGUUUCCCUAGCACUGAAAACAAAAAUUGACCUGAAAUUUGCUGAACUUGACCUAAUUUCAAAUAUCCUAAAAU